Messenger RNA from Chelonoidis abingdonii (Abingdon island giant tortoise), 3281 nucleotides. The record is from RefSeq and is a predicted model, not a curated record. Lineage: Eukaryota; Metazoa; Chordata; Testudines; Testudinidae.
AGCACUUAUGGUGGCUAGCCCCUGCUGCAGUGGCUGAAUAUUAUUUUUUAGCACACUAGCUUAAGCAACAUGACUCAAGUAUGGCACCUUGAGCUGGAAAUUAUACUCCAAGUAUAGAUGUCCCCUGACAUUCUGAAGUCGUGUGUGGUUCGGCUUUGAACAGCACCUCACGUUGCUGGUCUGUAAAUGCAGACUUGAUCUGCUAGUUGCUUGUUACUGGACUUGGUACUCCUUGAUUUCAAACCCUUAGCAUGCUAUUUUAGUUAACAGUAAGUACAAUGGUGGGACUCUGCUCUUUGCCUAAAAUACACGAAUAAGAUCUGACCUAUAACCAUUUCUGUGCUAUCAGAUCUAAGCAGAAGCUGGAGGAGGAUGGGAGGGGAACUCUAAUUCUGUAGCUGACUUUGGUCACUGACUGUCUCUGUCCAUUUCUAGACCAUUCAUACAAGGGAGCCUAGGUCCAACACUCCAUCUGUCCUGGGCCAAAUGUGGGAGGUCCGACAUGAAGGAUAGAUGAGUAACUAUUCACUCAGAAAACAUAAAAUGCAAUUGGAUUUUUGCCUCUAGGAUGAAUAUCUUUCUGUUGUCCUAGCAUCGUGAGCAUCUGACAUAGUUUGCAUAAGUGAAAGGGCACCAAAUUUCUAUGGAAUGCGGGGGACUCUGGGACUGAAAUGAGCGACGACAGAGUAAUGAACAGAACAUGCCUUGGAAACAUCUGCCUAUGAGUAAAUGAUUCUAUUGCUUAUGCCUUUAUAACUAUAGUGGAGUGAGUGAGUCUGGCAGCACAAGAGUGAAGCCAUUCAUCGGCUGUGAUGGGUAGAUCUCUUCCUGGCCUCAAAUGAUCCUUUCCAGCGACGUGAUUCUGUUCUCUCAUUUCAGUUGAGUCUCAUCUUCAGCACACAAGGCCGUGGUGCCCCUUGACACCAGAAGAUCAUCGGGAGCCCCCGUAGCAACAAUGGACGUCUUCUUGAUGAUCCGUCGCCACAAAAUGACCAUCUUUGCUGAUGCCAAGGAGACGACUACCGUGCAGGAGCUGAAGAAGAUUGUGGAGGGCAUCCUGAAGACGCCUCCAGAGGAGCAGCAGCUAUACAAGGAUGACUGGUUGCUGGAGGAUGGUGACAGGACCUUGAUAGAAUGUGGGUUAAGCAGUCAGACUUCCCGUCCCCAGGCGCCAGCCAUGGUGGGCUUGGCCUUAUUCAGAGCCAGCGAGGGCUCCUUUGAGCCAUUGCACAUCGACCCCUUCUCCAGCACCCCCGAGCUGCCUGAUGUCUUCAAGUCUCAAGAUUCUGGCAGCAGCUCCAGCGAGCAGCCUAUGCAGUGAAACCAAGGUCCACUGCUCCAUCCCAUAGAUGUAGUGCUGAUCAUGCACGAGUCACAGCUGUGUGCUCAUUUCACUUGCAGCACUUGACAACAUUAUGAAUUCACUAAUAAAGCUUUGCUGUUAAACUUCUCUGGGGUGUCAACAUCUUCUGUCUCAGUCUCUAGAGAGCCAGUUCACAAUGAUUGUUCACUGGGUUCCUUGCAUCUUAACUUUUGUGAAGAGGUGGUGGGGUGUGUGACAGUCUAUGAAGCAAACUCUUAAACCUCCUUGUCCAGCCCAAUGUCCGUAGACGUGACCUCAACAUUUACUUUUUCCAAGAACAGUGACAUGGAUAAACUACAGACAGCCAGCGUGGUCAGUUUUCCUAUAGAGUCUUGUUAUGUUUAGUGUCUUUUCCUAAAGCCUCAGCUUCUGGAAUCAUGUGACUCCUUCAGAAUCUUGGCUUGCAUUAUUUGUCUUCUAGAACUCAAAUUGUGGAGAGAAGCCUGAAAAAGGUUAACCCUGAUGGCUGAAAUAAUAGGCAAACUACCACCUAACCUCAUGAUUAUUUUCAAGCCAAUCUCCUGACCUUCUGCAAGCUGACUCAGGACUCAUGGAACACCCAGGUGGCAAUACUGUGCCAGUACAAUGUAUGUGGCAACAAAUAACUCUUCACUCUAAAAGUCUGUCCUAAUUGAGAUGGAGCUGUGAGACAAAACUAUUCAACAGUUGAAGAGGAAGCAGCUAGCAUGUUAAUUAACAGGGGCUGUUAAACUUAGAGGAUAGGAAAAGCAAUUCACAUGCACGCACCCACCCUAGAGACAUAACAGGAGAUGAACCUCUGAAAGAUGUGCCGCUAUUCUAGCUUGGUGCUGAUCUUGGGGAACAAGAAAAUACUAGCAUUCAAUGAGAGAGCUAGGGAUGACAGAUUGUAACGAUGGCAGCAGAAGGGUCAGUACAGCUGGGGGCUCAUGGUCAUGAGUCAUCGCAUGGUGUGACAGAGUAAGAGCAUCUCCUAAAUGGCUUGGGUAGAACCACCUCUAGAAUGACAUUCUUGGUAUCUCAUUGGCCAAGGGAAGGAGCUCCGAGGAGAUAGACAGUUCAUUAGCAGGUUGGAGGGACUCACUUGUGCAUCCCUAGCUCUUUACUUGGAGAAGGUAUAAAGGAAUGCUAGGUGGUAAGUCUACAAGCGGGGGAGGGGGAACGAAAUUGUCUAAAGUUGUCUGAAAAUUGGAAUAAAAGUUGUCUGGAGCCUCCUUCUAAUAGAAGGAUCUGGGUGUAAAAGCUCUGAGGUGAGGGAGGCAAGACGUUUUUAGCUGGGGGGGGGAAAGGAGACCUAACUAGAAGCAGACUAGCUUUCUUAGAAAGUCCCUGAUUGGGAGGCUGACUGAACUAUGGAACUGUCUCUAAAGGAAGCGGUGACAGCCCUAUGACUUGGUAUAUUCAUGCCUAGAGGAGACAAAACACUGGAAACUACACCUCUAGGGGCCUGCAUUGGAAGGGGAUGGCAGAAUGGAACCAUACCAGCAAUAGCUGUGCCCACUUGCUUUAACUAGUAUAAUGGGAUUUCAUUAUUCUUUUUCAUUGACUCAGGUUGUUCUGACGUGGCUCUAAAAGCAAAUUCCCUGACUCCUCUAAUAGCUUUGUGCUAAUAUUUUAAUUCCUGAAUUACGUGUGUGCUGAGGGGGGGAGGGGGUGGUUUUGUUUUCGUUUGUUUGAAGUAAGAUGUUGCUGCUCUGCCGUCCUCCUGCUCCACUCUAAGGUCAUUCUUCUGGGAUAGAACAGUCAUUGCAAUUCCCCCUAUAUCUGCUUGGAGGCUUUAUUAAGUACAGUAAGUAAAAGUAUCUUUAAAAAAAAAAAAUGCAGGCCCUGAUCCUGCAAGCAUUCAUCCAUGUCAGUCUAUCUAAAUGCAGAUAAAACUACUCAUGUGCUCAAGAUUAAGCAAGCGCAUGCUUACAGGAGCAGGGCCUGGAUUUGCGAG